Baudoinia panamericana UAMH 10762 is the source of this 786-nucleotide messenger RNA. RefSeq lists its product as uncharacterized. Gene Ontology annotation, cellular component: mitochondrial large ribosomal subunit. Bases 1 to 786 code for a protein of 261 amino acids. The record is from RefSeq and is a predicted model, not a curated record. Gene Ontology annotation, biological process: mitochondrial translation; RNA processing. The transcript is spliced from 2 exons. NCBI's taxonomy places the organism in Eukaryota, Fungi, Ascomycota, Dothideomycetes, Mycosphaerellales, Teratosphaeriaceae. Gene Ontology annotation, molecular function: structural constituent of ribosome; ribonuclease III activity.
AUGGCACCGUCAAGAGCUCCCUUCGUCUGUGCGUCAUGCGCGCGAUCACUCAGAGCACAACGACUAGGCCCGCCCACUGCCAAUCGAGCCUUCUCCGCCACCACCAUCCAGCACGAAAAGCUCUCAUCGGACCAGCCGAGAUGGAAACAAACUCCGCCUGCGAUGCGAAUGGCCUUUCGAUUACGGCCUGUACCCAAGCAGCCUGUAUGGAAAGUAAAUGAUGACCCUGAGCUAUUAGACGAGAUGUACGACGCCUUUGUGGGACGGGUCGGAGACGCAGCGAAAGGGCAGGAGGGACUGCAAAGCACAUCAGGGAGAGAUCUUCUACCGGAAGAGAUCAAAUGGCUGGCUGUAACACACAAGUCCUUCGAACACGGCGCGCAGGGUUACAACGAUCGCCUCGCUUUCCUCGGCAAGCGUAUAAUCGACCUUCAGACCUCACUCGCGCUCCUCAACAGCCCAGCAUCGCCUGCCACCGCAACUCCGGCCGACGAUCGCAAUAUAUUCCGCCACGCCGCAUUGGAGAAUGUAGACAACAUGACGGCCUACGGAAGAGCACAGGUACUUGCGCCAAGUCGGUUGGCGAAGGUCGCGCAGGGCUAUGGACUGGACAGAGUGGUCAGAUGGAAGCCGAGGAAGAGUGACAACCUGCAGGCCUCGGGUAUCGAUGUGGUGCUGGCGCAUGCGGUGUACAGUAUUAUCGGGGCGCUGGCGUUGCAGCGGGGUGGGGAGGUAGCGUCACGGACGGCGAGGGAGAGGGUGCUGCAGCCUUUGGGAUUAAGAUAG